CUGGAAACGGUUGCGUAUUUCACAGGCCUAUACCUCUCAUAUCGUCUCUCCUGCGUAGGUGAGUAAAAUCACAACUCGGUUGCCUGAAGCCGAAGGGAAGAUAAAGAUAAAAGAGAAGAUUAGGACAGAGUGGCCAUGGAUGAAGAAGAACACGAGGUGUACGGAGGCGAAAUUCCCGACAUGGAAGGUGACAUGGACGGUCACAACGCUGACGUCUACAUGUCCGCCGCCGAUGAGGACGCUGUUAAGGAGUUAGAUGAGAUGAAGAAGCGGUUGAAGGAGAUGGAGGAGGAAGCUGCGGCUCUUCGCGAGAUGCAGGCCAAGGUUGAGAAAGAGAUGGGUGCCGUUUCAGACCCUGCUAGUGCAGCUACUAAUCAAGCAAACAGGGAAGAAGCGGAUUCACGAUCAGUAUUUGUUGGCAAUGUCGAUUAUGCAUGCACACCUGAAGAGGUGCAGCAACAUUUCCAGUCCUGUGGUACUGUUAACCGGGUAACUAUUCUGACGGACAAGUUUGGCCAACCAAAGGGUUUUGCUUAUGUGGAAUUUCUUGAAGUAGAAGCUAUUCAAGAGGCUCUACAGCUGAAUGAGUCUGAAUUACAUGGUCGUCAACUGAAGGUAUUGCCUAAAAGGACCAAUGUGCCUGGGAUGAAGCAAUAUCGCGGAAGGCGUUUCAGUCCUUACAUGGGAUACCGGGGUAGAAGGCCUUAUGUACCUCCAUAUUUCUACUCCCCAUAUGGUUACGGGAAGGUUCCUAGGUUCAGAAGGCCAAUGCGUUACAUGCCCUACUAUUAGUAGAGACUGUGCUUGUGUUACAAGAUGAUUAAUCUUAUUAUGUUAUGGAUGUUUACUUGCAGGAACUUGAGUUCUAUGUACUAUCAUUUUGAAUACUGUCUUAUUUGUGUCGUGCAUGGUCAACUUUAUCAAUGUAAAAAUUAUUGAAUUUCUA
Messenger RNA from Mangifera indica (mango), 946 nucleotides. RefSeq names its product polyadenylate-binding protein 2-like. Bases 136 to 792 code for a protein of 218 amino acids. Gene Ontology annotation, molecular function: RNA binding. The record is from RefSeq and is a predicted model, not a curated record. The transcript has 6 exons. NCBI's taxonomy places the organism in Eukaryota, Viridiplantae, Streptophyta, Magnoliopsida, Sapindales, Anacardiaceae.